Molecule: messenger RNA, 4365 nt
Organism: Closterium sp. NIES-67
Lineage: Eukaryota; Viridiplantae; Streptophyta; Zygnematophyceae; Desmidiales; Closteriaceae
Source: the annotation of a GenBank genome assembly
CGAAACAGUCGCGGGUCAGCGAGCAGUGGCAGCUGGCCCACGUUCCUCAGACAUCCGCUGCCCUAUGCGUCCUGAAGCCACGCUUUCCGUCGACACGAUCCCCUCUCCAGUAUGCCGAGCGUCACCCGAACGAAGUUAGCAUAGAAGUCCCCACUAUUUGCGACGGUUCGAUCCCGUCAGGAGAGUCUCUCCUUGAUGCGCCCAGCUUAUGAUCGUUUACGACGCCCGCGCCGCGCAUAGGAACCCGCCGCCGCCCCUGAGCGGAGUGGAUCGGCCUCGUUGCGAUGCUGCUGUCCGCGCCACCCGUCAGCGCUCUUCGCCUCUCCCUCACCUCCUGCCCGCCUCGCCACCAUGAUCGCCUGCCUCUCCGCUGCCUGCGCUGCACCGCCGCCCACGACGAGCGGGGCGGGAGUAAAGCAGGUUUUGGGGGGGGGCUGCGUGCUGCGACAGCCGGGUGUGGCGGCACGCGCGAGGGGUGGCGGCAGGUGCGCGUGUGGCUGGUCAGCCCAGCAGCGGCGGAGAGCGCCCGCCACGCGCGAGGCCCACGGGGACUCACUCGGCGCCUUGCCUUGGGCACAGGCUCCAGCAGCCCGCGCCCAGCGGGUUUCAGCCUGCAUCGCGCGCGCCGCCUCCGCCUCCGCUGCCGCCUGCACGCAGCAAUGCUCGCGUCGCCUCCGCACGCGCCCUUCCCUCCCCGCCUUCGCCGCAGAGCCGUCGGCCGGCCGCCCCCGCAGUGGCGGCAGGUGAUGGCCGCCGCGUCGGCGCGCGCUGACCUGCUGGCUGCGUGGCGCGCGCAGGAGAGCGCGCAGGGGGAAGCGGCUGACGGGGAUGGCGCGAUGCGCACGCGGCAGGGCAUCGGGUUCUGGGCGGGGGACAAUGCGCACGAAAAGGGAUGGCGCAGCGGGGAGGAGGCGCGGGAAGAGCAGCGGGCGGUGGGGCAGGCGGAGGGGGAAGGAGGCGCGGAGGAGGGGGAGGAGAGCGAGGCGGAGAAGGAGAAGCGGCGGAGAGGACGCAUCAGCCAGGCGAACAAGGGGAAGGUGCCGUGGAACAAGGGCCGCCAGUGGAGCCCAGAGGUUCGAGCGAAGAUCCGCGAGAGAACGAAGCAAGCCAUGAGUGACCCCAAGGUGCGCGAGCGGCUUCGCGACCACGGGCACACUCAAAGUGCGGAGACGCGCUCGUUGAUCCGCGAGCGCAUGCGAGUGGCGUGGCAGCGCAAGAAGGAGGAGCGCCUGGCGGCCGGGGCGCUGCAGGCGGAGUGGCGGGCGGCGUUGGCGGCGGCAGCGCGCGUGGGGCUGGCGGGCGACCGCGAGCUGGUGCGGUGCGGCAACGGGCGCAUCCUCUACAAGGACCAGGUGCUCGCACGGGCCAGGGGGGACCCGCCCACGCGCGCCAGGCACAGGGCGGCGCGCGCGGGAGAGCGCGCACACAAAGGGGGCGGUGCCCGCGUUGGCACGGGCCGGGAUGCUGGAGGGGGGAGCGGGAGCGAGGGCUCGGCGGCUUCAAAGGGGGGAGAGGCGGGAGAGCGGUCGGCGAGUGGGGGAGGGGGCGAGAAGCGCGCGCCGGUGAGGCGGGGCGGGCAGAGCGAGGAGCACCGGCAGCGCAUAUCCGCCGCCAUCAAAGCCAAGUGGGCCGACCCUGAGUACCGCAGCAAAGUGGCACUUGGCAUGAGGGCCGUGCAGCGCUCCCAGUCGCCCGCCACCGCCUCCACUGCACCGCCUGCCGCCACGCUGGCUGCCACGCCCAGGGCGGGCAGAGGGGGCGCGGAGAGGCGCAGGGCAGAGCGCGGGCCUGCCAGCGAGCGCAGCGACGGCAGGAGGCACGCCGCUGCCGCCGCCGCCGCCACAGCAGCAGCAGCUGCAGGAGCAGAAGCAGCGGGGGCGCAGGGGGCGGAGGGAGGAGGCGAGGGUGGGGAGGGCGCAGCAGGGAGGGGCUCGGAGGAGGAGGUGGUGGUGGUGCGCAACCCAGACGAGGCGUUCGUGCAGGCGGUGAUGGCAGGGGAGAGCGCGGGCGCGCAGGUAGGGGGCGACGGGCAGGGCGCUCAGCCCAGCGCAGGGCAGGCGCAGGGGGAGGGGGAUGGGGCGGGCGUGCGGUUCAAGCGAGUGGUGAUCGUGCGGCAGGCAGGCAGCAGCGAGGCACAUGGGGGGGCGCAGGCAGAGACGAGCGGAGGGGUGGCUGUGCAGAUGGGCACACUAGGGACGGGUGACUUGCAGGUGGACGAGGAAGGGGAGAAGGAAAUGGAGGGAGAGGGGGAGGGAGAGGGGGAGGGAGAGGGAGAGGAUGCGGAGGAGGAAGAGGAGGAGGAGGUGGUGGAAAGCGAUGUGGAGGAUGUCAGGAGUUGGGCCGGUGGAGAGAGUGGUUGGGGUUUUAGGGUGGUGGACGGGAGGCAGGCGAAGGAGGGGAGUGAGUGUGGCGGGGGUGCAGGGGAGGGCGGAGUGAGAGGUGGGAUGCUCGAGGGAGUGCAGGCAGGCAAUGGCGCGGCCACCCGUCGUCCUGAGUCGCCCUCUGUGGCAUCCGUUCCAUCGCAGGGAACGCCCUCUCCUGCUGCCCACCACAGGCGGAUGGCUCGCCAGCUCAUAGCCAGGCGGCGCCGCCAGCUGGCAGACAGGGCAAGGGUGUUGAUGCGGGAGGCGCAGCGCAUGGCGGGGGCGGUGGAGGCGGGGGGGGCGGUGCGCGACGCCACGGCCAUGGCGGCGCUGCUGGAGACAAGGCGCCUGCUGGACCAGGCGGCGCGCGCCGUGGCACAGGCAGACCUGCCGGGCUCCCAACCGCACGCUCCCACGCAAGCCCAGGGAGCGCCCGGGGGGGACUGGCGUGCUACGUUGAAUGGCAGCGGCAGUGGCAGUGGUGCUGGCGCCAUGGGUUGGCGUGCAGUUGAGCAGGGGCAGGGCGGGGAGCAGGCUGGAGGAGCAGAGGGAGAGGCGCAGGGGGCAGGGCGAGGGAACAGUGCAGGGCACAGGGCAGAAGCAGAGGCAGGGAGGGAGAGGGUGGUGGCGAGCAGGGGUGGGGGGCUGGGCAAUGGGGGGCAAGGGGGCGGAGCAGGCAGCAGCAGCACAGUGAGGGGCGAAUGGGCUCCAGUGGGAGGGGAGGACGAGCGGAUGGAAACGAAUGGUGCAUGGAUAAGUCAAGGUGGUGCGAAUGGGCGAGGGGGGGAGGGGCGGCUGGAGUGGGGGGAUGCAGAGUCAGGCGGGGGAGCAAGGAAGCCUGUGCCCAUGCCCGUGGAUGCGCUUGCAGGUGCUGUGGCAGGCGGGGUGAACGGCACGGUGAAGCACGGGGGUGCUGGAGACGAAUGGAGGGGGGGACUAGGAGGAGACGAGUUGGUGGGUAGGGAGGGGGGUGAUGAGGCAGUGCAGGAGGGUGAUGCACAGGGAUUGGAAGGCAUGGCUGCGGAAAGCAGUGCCGGGAGGUCGGGGACUGUGCCAGCAGGGGCACUGCCUCCUCAACAGACCCCUCUCAUCCCGCCGCCACCACCAGCAGCCACUGCUGCUCAUCACAGCUCCUCUCCAGCCCACCCACCCGCCUUACAGCCUCUUGCUGCACCCGCCCCUGACCUGCCAGCGUCACCACCCACACCCCCUCCCACAACCCUAUCGCCCUCAACCCCUCCCGCUGCUGCUCCAUGUGGCAUGCUGCCCGCCCCGCCCCAGCACUCCCAGGCGGCUCUGCCUCUUGCUCCUCCCCCAGCCACCCCCGCCCUGCUGCCUGCUGCUGCAGCUGCCAGUGCCGCGCUGCCCUCUGGGCGUGGCCACAGGAGGGACGCAGCUGAUGGGGAGGAGCAGAGCGAGCGGGCGGACGAGGUGGCUGGGGGGAGCGGCGUGGAGAGAGGGAGGGCUAAGGGAAGACAGCGAGGUGGGAAAGGUGGUGGGAAGCAGUGGGUUGAGGGCAGGCUGGUUGCUGUCAUGGACUCGGAUUGAUGGUGUUUUGCGUGAGGAAGGAUUGUGGGGUAGAUAGUGGCACGAAGCGACGCGAGGGACAUAUUUUACCCGUAGAUAUGCAGUGUCACAUGGAGUAAGCAGUGGUGCAAAGUAGGACACAUGCUGGUAAGCUGCAAAAGUGGAGCCGCAGGGAGUUUCGGGGUUAUUGAAGGCGCAAGCACACAAUAUCCAGUCACAAAAUGCAGAAUACCGAAGCAUCUGCUGGCUAUUUCAGUGCUCAUCGCAUGUGACAUGGACAUCUUGAACCGCUCUAGAAUGAUUUCCAUAUGGCACAGCCGCAUACCGGUGGUACCGUAUUUCGUUAGGUUGGUACCCGUAUUCCCCCGUAUAUAAGACCCGCUGAAAUAGUCAGCCCACGGGUGGCUUAUGCGGGGGAUAGCUUAUGAUAUGACGCAUUUUUGAGAGUACCCGCUUUUUUGGGUUUGCAUUUUAC